AUGGCCGGUCAGCAAGAGGCUCCGGUGUAUCACCCCCAGGAUGCGCUCAGCCGGGCCAUCAACACGACGAUGGUCACUGGCGGAGUCGGUCUCUUCACCUCCGCCGUCCAGAAUACCCUCCAGAAGCAGAACGUCGGCCCAUGGGGUAUUUUCACCAAGAACGCCCGAACGUUUCCUGCCGUGCUGGGCUACGGAGUCGCAUUGGCUACGAUCCUGGGUGUCUUUGAAUACAGCGGAGGAAGGAUAGGAGGAAAGGAGGCCGACCCCUCCGUUGACGAGUACGACCGAAGAACCGCUCUCAGGAAGAACUUCCGAAGUCCAGGCGAACAGACGAUUGCAGAGCUGGGUGAACGAAGAGGAAUUGAGGCACCUGGAUUCGCAGAGAGACGACGAGAGCGGAUAAAACAGAACUACGGGAUCGAUGUCCCAGUCACACAAGCAUCCGCGGCUCCAUCCCCUCUCCCGAAUGUGAAGUCAGCGUUUGUACCAGUGCCUGUCCUCCGUCCAGCUCAACUCGCCGACACGUCCAUCUUCUCCCUUUUAUCCAAUCAUCCUCGUCCCUUGAACCUAUCAGCCCUUUUAUAUCACAUGACCCUGUAUCAGCCACGAUUUUGCGUCUCCAAGAAGCUGCUGGAUGACGUUUGA
Microsporum canis CBS 113480 is the source of this 645-nucleotide messenger RNA. Its product is annotated as NADH-ubiquinone oxidoreductase 213 kDa subunit. The transcript has 4 exons. The record is from RefSeq and is a predicted model, not a curated record. NCBI's taxonomy places the organism in Eukaryota, Fungi, Ascomycota, Eurotiomycetes, Onygenales, Arthrodermataceae. Gene Ontology annotation, biological process: mitochondrial respiratory chain complex I assembly. Bases 1 to 645 code for a protein of 214 amino acids.